Astyanax mexicanus (Mexican tetra) is the source of this 1458-nucleotide messenger RNA. It is a transcript of the gene uprt, whose product is annotated as uracil phosphoribosyltransferase (FUR1) homolog (S. cerevisiae). Bases 162 to 947 code for a protein of 261 amino acids. The record is from RefSeq and is a predicted model, not a curated record. Lineage: Eukaryota; Metazoa; Chordata; Actinopteri; Characiformes; Acestrorhamphidae. The transcript has 7 exons.
UGGACGCUACGUCAUGGAUUAGAGAUCCUGUCCGUGCUGUAGGAGCUGGAGAAAUGAAGAGCUAACAUCGGAGACCCUCGAACAGAGACCUGUCCCCCCUCUAGGAUAGUCGCUCUCUCCCUCACGCUCGGCUUCGUUAAUCGGCGCCUUAUCGCUCUCAUAUGGAAACGAGCUGCGUGGAGAACGGGAUGCCGUGUCAGAACGAGAGCGAGCGCGUAAACGGCGGCAGGCAGCCGGAGGAGCACGCGGCCAAGCAGGUCCGCUUCUCCUCCAGCGGGGGAGAGCACGAGCACGAGCACGAGCACGAGCGCGCCAGCGAGGUCCAGCGGCAGAUCGGUCCUCAGCUCAAACUUCUGCCUUUAAACGACCAAAUACGAGAGCUCCAGACCAUCAUCAGGGACAAGUCUACAAGUAGAGGUGAUUUUGUGUUUUGUGCUGACAGAUUGAUAAGACUGGUGGUUGAAGAGGGACUCAAUCAGCUUCCCUACAGCGAAUGCACCGUGACUACGCCAACAGGUCACAAGUAUGAUGGAGUAAAGUUUGAGAAGGGGAACUGUGGCGUGAGCAUUAUGCGAAGCGGUGAGGCUAUGGAGCAGGGUCUGAGGGAUUGCUGUAGGUCAAUCCGCAUAGGAAAGAUUCUGAUCCAAAGUGACGAGGAGACUCAGAAAGCCAAAGUUUACUACGCCAAAUUCCCCCCCGACAUCAGUCGCAGGAAGGUGCUGCUCAUGUAUCCCAUACUAAGUACAGGUAACACUGUGAUCGAGGCGGUGAGGGUGCUGACAGAACACGGCCUGCAAGCCAGACACAUCAUACUGCUUAGCCUUUUCUCCACUCCACACGGUGCAAGGUCCAUCAUACAGGAGUUUCCUGACAUCACGAUACUGACAACUGAAGUUCACCCUGUCGCUCCGACACACUUCGGCCAGAGAUACUUUGGCACAGACUGAUAAUGGCACACACAAUUGUGUAUGUAUGUACACACGCUCUCCGUCAUUCUAUCAAUUACAAAUUAUACAUGUGUGUGUGCGUGCACGUGUGUGUGUCUGUGUGUGUGUGAACUGAUCGAUUGAGCUGUUUUGUUUUGAGUGUCGUUUACCAUCCCAUUGGUCAGGGCAUGAUGUGCUCUGACUGUAUUGUCUCUCAUUGGUCCACUAGAGGACUCCACUCUUGGUCCAUUUCGGAAUGUUUCCACAACGUGAUUUUGUCCAAUGAAUUCAGGCAUUAACUGAUGUUUGGCCUCACAAGGGCUUUGGCCUCACUAUUGCUUUGAAUGCCAGGGCAGGGUGGCACGUUCUAGAGUGAGACAGUAUUGUAGAAUGAUCUUGAACUGACAAGAGACACAUUCCAGCUUUAAUGCAUGUGCUGCCCCAGGGGAUAUUUCUCUACAAUGUCAGUCAGGCCUUGGCCGUUAGAAAAAGGGUAAAAUAUAUAUAAAUAAAAAUAUUUUGUACAAAACAA